Molecule: messenger RNA, 801 nt
Organism: Prorocentrum cordatum
Lineage: Eukaryota; Dinophyceae; Prorocentrales; Prorocentraceae
Source: the annotation of a GenBank genome assembly
CGCCUCGCCUCGCUGAGCAACCACUGCCCCUUCCAGAUCCACGGGAGCGGCACGUCGGUGGACGAGACCAUGAUGCAGUUUCUGCAGAGCAACUACGUCGCCGACCAUGUGCAGUCCAGCGCCAAGUGCGUGACGAUGAAGAGUGGCGAGAACGGCAGGCUGGCGCCCAGACGGAGCUGGCCGAGCGCGAGUGCCAUGUUCGACCCGGCCGCCAGGCAUUCGAGGCCUGGAAGGCACGCCCAGAGGACCGAGACGGAGAAGUCUUGGUUUGACUACAUGGUUCUGGAUGCUGCCCAGAGGCCCGACGCGCGCUCCCCGAGCAGCUCUUCGUCUUCAUCUGCGGACGAGGGCUUUCAUGAUCCCAGCCGCGGCAAGCAGCCGAAACUCGAGCACUCCCCUCGUGAGGAGUCCGCAGAGGUCGCGAUCGCGCACACGGCGAGCAUGACAAAAACCGGUGAGGCCGGCUGCGGGUCCGAGUCGGUCUGCAACAGCGACCCCCGGGGCGAUUCCGCGAGGCUGAAGGAGCUGGCAUUUCGGAUGCCGAGCUGGAACUUCGACAUCUUCGAGGUGGAGCAGCUGACGCCCCGGCCCCUCUCCUUCAUCGGCUUCGUGUGCCUGGACGCGUACUCGAAGUUGGUCCAAUUUGAGAAACCAAAGCUGCUGGAGUUCCUCAACGACGUGGAGGGCGGGUACCGGAAGGUGCCGGAGUUCCAAUUCGCGGGCGGUUCUUCGCUGGUCAACCGUCGCCGCAUGAGUCUUUUCCUCUCUCCCUCACAAUGCGCUCGACACGCUACGACCUGA